Messenger RNA from Aureobasidium musti, 1161 nucleotides. NCBI's taxonomy places the organism in Eukaryota, Fungi, Ascomycota, Dothideomycetes, Dothideales, Saccotheciaceae. The record is from the annotation of a GenBank genome assembly.
AUGUUCUCUUCCAACUAUGAACGUGUGAGUUGUCUCAAUUAUGCUGUUUCGUAUUCGUCAAUACUGACUCGAUCCCAGGUGCAAACACACGAUGACGACGAUCACGUAGCCAGCCAGCACUCACAACCCAUCCCAAACUCGCCGCCACCAUCUUUCCGCUCUCGCAACUCUUCUCGCAGAAACUCUGCUCAACACGACCAGCACCACGACGAGGACGCUGACCGAGAUAUUGACGAUGCCUUUGCUGCUCCAUCUGAUGACGAGUCCGACCAUGACGGCCCCGACGCCGACCGUAGGCGACUUGUUCAGUCCAACGAUCGCGACGACUCUCCAGAAGCCCCGGCCUCCCAAGUCCGACCUCCCCGACUAGGCCGUCAGGUUACCGAGAUUAAUAUGUUCCUACCUGGUGGAAGUCGCUCGUCCAAUAACAGAGUCGUUGGUGGCGGAAGCAGUGCGAACGAUGGUGUAUUCGCCAAUAUCUCGGCGAAGCCCACUCGUGGUGAAGAGCUCGAGGAAAAGCCUCCGGUACGUUCGCUUGUGUAUCAAUCGCUUCUUGAACGAUAUACUGACCUUAUCGCAGNNACCUAUGAGCAAGCAGCCGCUGACUCGGCGCCUCCAUACUGGGAAACCUCUAUUUUGGCUCCUGGCGCCUUCAACAGCGACGACAUUUUUGUUGAUGGCCUCGUCGUUGGCAGUCUAUUCUCCUUCGUCUGGAACGCUCUUAUCUCCAUGUCUUUCCAACUUAUCGGUUUCCUCCUCACAUAUCUUCUUCACACCACACAUGCCGCAAAGCACGGCUCCCGUGCUGGCUUGGGUAUCACCUUGAUUCAAUACGGCUUCACCUUCCGAUCAGUACCUGCAGAUCCUGUCUCUGGCGUACCAGCAAACGACCCAUCUGGCACUAUCCCUUCAGACCCCAACGCUCACAACUUUGAUCCUUCGAAGGUUGGAGAUGCCACUGGAGUUGAAGCUGCUGAUGGACUCCGCGCUCAGGAUUGGAUCUCGUACAGUCUCAUGAUCGUUGGAUGGUUCAUCUUGAUCAGGUCUGUCAGCCAGUUCAUCCGUGCCAGGCGGCAAGAGAUGAUUAUUCGUGGCACCAACGACAGAGGUCUCGGCACGGCUGUUGUGGCAAGCAACGAGACGCCCGAGCAAGCUGUCUAG